Rhizopus microsporus ATCC 52813 is the source of this 790-nucleotide messenger RNA. RefSeq lists its product as uncharacterized. Gene Ontology annotation, biological process: protein processing. Gene Ontology annotation, molecular function: protein binding. The transcript has 4 exons. The coding region runs from base 79 to 774 and encodes 231 amino acids. Gene Ontology annotation, cellular component: endoplasmic reticulum; Dsc E3 ubiquitin ligase complex. The record is from RefSeq and is a predicted model, not a curated record. NCBI's taxonomy places the organism in Eukaryota, Fungi, Mucoromycota, Mucoromycetes, Mucorales, Rhizopodaceae.
GCUGGUUUUAAAAAUACAUUGGUGAUACAAAAUGCUCUUUCUCUCUCUUUUUUCUCUUUUUGUUCAGUAAUUCCAAAGAUGGACCAAGAUGAAUAUUAUGAUAAUAUUGACUUACAUAUAAGAUGGUCUGAUAGACAAGACCUUGUUAUUAAUGCUGAGCCUGAUGAAACUGUGUAUUCUAUUAAAGAAAAAAUUCGUAAUCUAUCAGGAAAUGCAAAGGAUAAAUACAUUCGCCUCAUUCACAACGGAAAAGUGCUUGAAGAUCAAAGGACAUUAAAGAGUUACGGCAUUGGCAAAAUAAAUAUAACAAACUCAAAAGCAACACUAGAACCACCCUCACCUGUCUAUAUCCAUUGUUCAUUAUCCGACUAUAUACCAAAAGGCUCUUCUAUAAGCAAUAAUCGUCCUCAAAUCAUACCGCCCGUGGGCUUUGACAGGCUACGAGAAUCAGGAUUUACAGAAGAAGAUAUUCAGAAUAUAAGAGCGCAGUUUCAUAGACUUCAUGGAACAGAUUAUAAUGAUACAGAAGGAACAUCAGAGGAAGCUAGAAAUUUAGAAGAACAAUGGAUGGAUAACACAGGAGAGACACUACCAGACGGCACUGUUCAAGGCACCUACAAGGAAAUGAUGUGGGGGCUUAUGUUUGGAUUCUUUCUCGGCAUCAUUUGCUUAUUUUGGUUUCGAGAGUCUGUCUUUUCGAGAAGACAGCAAUUAGGCAUCAUCGCUGGCAUGUUGAUCAAUAUAUCAUUUGGUGUUCUACACGUCUACUAUUAAAAAUAGUUACACUGCC